Molecule: messenger RNA, 1680 nt
Organism: Closterium sp. Naga37s-1
Lineage: Eukaryota; Viridiplantae; Streptophyta; Zygnematophyceae; Desmidiales; Closteriaceae
Source: the annotation of a GenBank genome assembly
AUGAACGACCUUCUGUAUUUCACGUAUGAGCACGCGUCCACGCUGUCGACCGUGGCGUUAAAGGGCGGCGUGGUGUGUAGCAUGUGGGGGCCUAUGAUCGGCCCGCGCGCUGCUGCUGCUGUGUCGCUGCUGCAGAAGCUCAGGCGGGCACCCACUGAUGAGGAGAGCGCCAAGGCUACUGGCCUCGGCGGGGCAUCAGUGUCAGAAGCAGCAGGAGCCGUGGGCGCAUACGAGCAGCUGCUAGUUCUCCUCUUCGACUGCUCGCUCCUUGAGACGUCUCAAAACUCUUCCCCCUCCCCCCACCCCACAGGCCUCGGCGGGGCAUCAGUGUCAGAAGCAGCAGGAGCCGUGGGAGCAUACGAGCAGCUGCUAGUCCUGCUCUUCGACUGCUCGCUGCUCUCAGAGCUCGGGGAGAACACCGACCGGGGCAGCCGGGAAACCGACGCGUUCAUAGCAGCGCGCGACGCCACGUGCCGAGAAGCCAUCUCCGAUUUCCGGCAGUCCGCCCCUGCGAGUGACCGAGUGCAUGCGUACAUGCUGCUGCUGCGUGUCGUGGGAAUAGCGCUGGCUCUUAAUGUGGACUAUGUGCCGCUCGGCAGCAUGUUUCCGCCCAGCCUGCUCACCAGUUUCCCUACGCUGCGGUCGGAGCCCGCCUUCACUGCUGCUCCAUUACCUCCCAACAUCCCUCUUCCCUCGCCUUUCCUCUUAUCCUCCUUCCCAGCGUCUUCAAACUUCAUCCACAUCACUGCCCUCGUAACGCCCUUCCCUUCGCCUUUUCAACCCCCAUCUCAAACCCCUUUCCUCCAUGCGUUGGAAUCCCUUCCUCCCCAUUCUGCUGCGUGCCCUUUCCUUCCAUCUCUUCCAGCCACUGCCUUGCUCCCUGCUCCUGAUUCGGGCUCAGACGCUGCUGCUGCUGCUGCUGCUGCUGCUGCUGCUGCUGCUGCGGGUGGUGGUGCAGGGGCCAUGCCCCUUGCUGCCCUAGGCCAUGAGCCUGGACCAUCUGGCAUGGGCAUGGGGGCAGGCAUGGGAGAUGCGAUGGCUAUGGGGGGGAUGGGCAUGGGUGGCAUGGGCAUGGGGGGCAUGGGCAUGGGUGCUGGCAUGGACAUGGGUGGUAUGGGGCAAGGCAUGGGCAUGAUGGGUAUGGGUCCUGGUAUGGGGAUGACCCAGGAUAUGUAUAUGGCUCAAGGCAUGCACAUGGGCAUGGGUGGCGGUAUGCCGAUGGGCGGAGAUAUGGGCAUGGGCAUGUAUCCGGGUAUGGGCAUGCAUCCUGGCAUGGGCAUGCACCCUGGCAUGGGCAUGCACAUGGGUGCAGGCAUGGGCAUGGGUCCUGGAAUGGCUCCUGGCAUGGGCUAUCCUGCAGGUGGGAUGGAUGGCAUGGGCAUGAACAUGAACAUGCACAUGGGCAACAUGGGCAAUAUGGGCAUGGGAGGCAUGGGACCCAUGGGCGGCAUGGGAGGCAUGGGAGGCAUGGGGGGAAUGGCUGGUAUGGAUGGUACAGGAAUGCCCCCAGCAGCACCUGUCCCAGCAGCAGCAGCCCCAGCCAAGGCGCAUGCGCAUCGGCUGCGGGUCUACGAAGCUCGGUACCGAGCCGCAUCCGCGUUUGCCCUAGCCAAUGACCUGGGUGUGCCACAUGACGAGCUGCGGCGCCGCCAGGUGGCUCUCAAGUAUCUCAAGCAAUAG